This is a messenger RNA of Fonticula alba, 6432 nucleotides long. RefSeq names its product TKL protein kinase. The record is from RefSeq and is a predicted model, not a curated record. Gene Ontology annotation, biological process: protein phosphorylation. The coding region runs from base 1 to 6432 and encodes 2143 amino acids. The transcript has 2 exons. Lineage: Eukaryota; Rotosphaerida; Fonticulaceae. Gene Ontology annotation, molecular function: ATP binding; protein kinase activity.
AUGGACCAUGCCUUCCUCCACGCCGUUCCCGCCUUCGACCCGGUGCUGGACGGGUGGCUGGACUUCACCACCCCCCAUGGGCAACCGUCGACGGCAUACACCCGGCCAACACAAGACCUCAUCCGCACCUUCAGGCAGGUCAAUUCCCUGGGCCCGAGCAUGGAACAUCGCCAGGGGCCCUUCUUCUCCGGUGUCUCGACGGACCUGGUCCGCAAGAACCCCAGCUUCGACGGGGGGUUCAAGCUCCGCCCUCUCGAUGUCCUGCGGCCGGAUCCUCCCCUCCUCGAGCAGCCGCCCUUCCUGAUGGAUACCAAUUCCAAAAUGGGCUUCUUCACCGGGGAAGCAACCUUCUCCCUCCCCGGCGAGGGCGUCGCCAUCGUGGCCGGCAGCUGCCUGUCCCUGGAUGAGUGUGUCGUGUUCGGCCUCACGCAUGUCGAUCAACACUACAGCCCCUUCAUGGCGCGCGUGGGGCAGCUCGCCUCCGAACCAUUGGACACCCACGGAUUGGGCUUGUCCGAUCCGGUGCAUGUCGUCGCCGGGCCCAUGCAAUCCUUCCACAUCGCAUCCCAAGGCAUUGUCAGCCAGGUGGCGGCCCAUUCGCCAGGCGAGUUGCUCGGCGUGCCGCAGAAGUACGGCGACGUCCGGGCGGUCCGGCUGUUGGCCACGCGCAUGUACUCCCGCACCCGCGAUUGCCCCUCUUCCUCGGACUUGGUGCUGCUGCUGGAGGACGGCCAAAUCCUCGUCUGGCUGUGCGAGUGGUCCAGCGCCGGGGCCGAGCGGCCCCCGAUGAAGGCCCCCCUGCCGGAGGGUGUGUCGGCCAUCAGCGCCCGCCUGCUCAAUCCCCCUGUCACGGCGUUCGCCCCGGAUGACCAGCCCCUGCCCUAUCUCCUGCUGUGGGACACCCUUUCGCGAGACUGGCGGAAGGCCCUCUGGCGGGGGGUCCCCUCCGAAAGCGAUCCCAUCGCCUGGACCCGGGUCAUCCUGCCUGUCGCGGUGACAUUCCCCCUGGACUUGCAUCUGAUUCGGCUCAGGGCCGCCGCCGCCACAUCGCCGGACGGGCUGUGGGCCUUGACCGACGGCGCGGUGGCCCUCUUUCCAUCGAAGGACUUCCUCUGCGGAUUGGACCGCUCCAUCCGCUGCGCCGAGCACCUCGACGAUGCCGACUCGCUUGUGAACGGGUGGACAUGCGCCCCGGGCCACACCGAGUCGCCCUUCAUCGCCUCGGAGCACCUGUGUGCCGGCUGUUCCGACGGUUUCUACCUCGACCGCCAGCCUGACGAGCCGCCGAUGUCUCAAGAAUCGCACGUGUGCCGUGAGUGCCCCCAGAAAAACUGCCUGACAUGCAACCCGGAGCACUGCCUCGUGUGUGACCGGGGCUUCGUCAUGCAGUUCGGCCGCGAGGGCGAGGGAAACGCGUGCGUCGAAAAAUGCCCCGACGGGUCGGGCCUCUACGGCGGAGCCUGCUACCCCUGGGGUACGCCGUUCCCGAAGCUGGAGGAUUCCCCCCUGCGCGUGCUCCCCCGGGUUGACCAGCUGCCGUCGGAGCAGUUGACGGCCAUCGUGCCCACGCGGCUGACCUUCGACCGGGACUCCGCCUCGCCGAUCCUGUCGAUGAGCCAGCCCGACCCCCCGCAGCAUGUGCUCCUCUUCGACACCAAGCAUGACACAUACAUCGUGCACCGGAGCGAGCUCGGGCUCGAGGACGCGCCGUCCCUGAUGCUCGUGCAUUUGUUGAGCAAGGACCUCCCGGGGCCGGUGGUUGCCUCGGCCGAGGUGGGCCCCUUCUUCCAUGAUGGGGAGCUGGUCAUGGGGCUGGUGCUGCUCACGCAGCUGGGCGAGCCCGUCCAGGUGUGGCUGUCCUGUGUCCCCCACGCGGAGGGGCCCUGCAUGGCGACCUUCUCGGAGGUGAGCAGCCUGGAGGGCGCCUUCCUGGAGGUCCAGCGCCUGGAUGACCGUCGGAUUUUCCUGACAGCCGCCCACGGCAUGGCGGUCAUCCUGGAUGCCAGCCCGGCCGCGCGGCACUUCGGCCGGGUGCCCCUCCCGGCGCCGGCCUUCGGGGCGGUGGCCCUGCCCGGGCGCGAGGCCGGCCGGUCGUACCUGCCGGGCGACCUCGGGUCCUGGCUGGUGACCACGCGCCCGAAUGCCCCGGCAUCGGCCCAGCCCUGGGGGCUGGUGGCCAAUCAGGACCCCCGGCUCGGGGCCCUGGAGGGGGCCUUCCUGGCCUCGGUGCCGGCCAUGUCGGAGGCGCCCUUCCUGCCGGUGCUCCUGCCUCGCGGGCAGGGCGCCCCGCCGGAGCUGGUCUUCUGCCCGCUGGCGCACGGCACAUGGGAGGUGUACCAUGUGCCGGGGGACAUGCUGCCGGCCGGCCGGUCGACCGGCCUGCCGGGGGCGUGGCAGCGCCUGGGCCGCCUGCCGCGCGACCUGCCGGCCCCCUCCCCGGCCAUGACGCACGUCCGCUACCAGGCCAUCCCCCUGGACACCGGGGACCCGAUGUACCCGAGUGCCUUGGUGAUCCUGUCGCGCACCUUCCUCGGGGUGUCCCUGCUCCGGUGCUCGGCGGCCAAGGAGCCCCAUCACGCGGCCUGUCGGCUGACCGAGGCCACCUUCUUCAGCCUGGACCCGGUCGGCCUGGAGGAGAAGGCCCCCUUCUGGGGGUCGGUCGUGGCGCGCGAGCCGCCCGGCUCGUCGGCGUCCUCGGCCCCCGGCGGCCCUGUCCCCCGGUUGCCCGGGCUCCGGAGGGACUUGCUCUUUGUGUCGCCCGGCCGGGGCCUGGUCAGCGUGGACCUGGUGAUCCGGUGCCCCGAGGGGACCUUCGGCCUGGACUGCCAGAUGUGCCAUCCCCUGUGCCGGGAGUGCUCCGGCCCGACGGCCGGCGACUGCCUGUCGUGCCGGGUCCACCUGCCGGCCGCGCCGAGCGUCUGCCUGGCCCAAUGCCCCUGGGGCCUGGUCCUGGACCCGGCAUCCGGCGCGUGCCGUUGCCACGGCAGCUGCCUGCGCUGCGACGAAAGCCCCCCCGGCAGCCAGACGUAUGCCUGCUCCCAGUGCUCGAGCGCCUUUGCCCCCGACCCCCGGGGCGUGGACCCGAGCCGGUGCCUUGCGUGCGACCCCUCCUGCGCCGAGUGCGCGGUCCCCGCCGACCCGAGCGCCUGCACCCAGUGCCCCGGCACCGGGUGGCUGCUGGGCGGCGCGUGCGUGGCCGCCUGCCCGGUCGGCACCUGGGCCGAUGACCUCACGCGCACGUGCCGCCCCUGCCCGGCCCGCUGCGAGGCGUGCUCCUCGGCCGGCGGCGCCUGCACGGCCUGCAUCGCGCGGCAUUAUCUCGGCCAGGACGGCUUGUGCCGCGCGUGCGACAGCUCGUGCCAUGUGUGUGCCGAGCGGCUGUCCUGCGAGGUGUGCCGGCCGGGGCUGGUGUUCCUGUCGGCCGAAAGCGCCACCCCCUCGCUGUGCGGCAGCACCUGCGCCCCGGGCGAGUAUGUCGGGGCUGGCCGGUGCGCCGCGUGCGAUGGGUCGUGUGAGCUGUGCGCCGGCGGGCCGGACCGGUGCCAGGUGUGUGCGGCGGGCUUCCGCUGGGGCGUGGUCCCGGGCCCCGGCGGCACUAGUACAUGCGUCGCCUGUGAGCCUGGGUGCGCCUCUUGCACGAGCGCCGCCUGCCAUGCCUGCCUGCCGGGCCUUGUCCUGGACUCGAGCAACGCGUGCGUGGCCGCCUGCCCGGCCGGGUCGUUCAGCAACGGCGAGUCGUGCCAGCCGUGCGACGUGUCUUGUGUCGCCUGCGCCGGUGGCAUGGGCAACCAGUGCACGGGCUGUGCCGCCGGGCUGGAGCUUGUCGAAGUGACCCCCGGUAUUGGCACCUGCGAGUCCGGCUGCCCGGAGGGCCAGUAUCGUGCAGGUGUUGACUGCCUGCCCUGCGACGCGGCCUGCGCCACGUGCAACGGCCCCACGGACAAGGACUGCUGGCGGUGUGCCUCCGGCGUGCUGCAGGGGGGCGACUGCGUGCAGGACUGCGCGGCCAGGCAUGUGGCCGUGGGCGACCGGUGCCUGCCGUGCCAUGUCUCCUGCGCCGAGUGCGCCGGGGUCCGGUCGACCGAGUGCCUGCCGGCCUGCCCUGGGGGACUGCUGGCCCUGCCGGCCGGGCAGUCGCCCACGCGCUGCGUGCCGGCCUGCCCAGUGGGGUACCACACCUCAAUGGGCGGCUGCCGCCAGUGCACGGAGCACUGCGCCAGCUGCCCGGAGUCGAACGACACGUGCGCCCUGUGCGACCGGGGCUGGCUGCUGGCCAGCCCGGACUGCCUGGCCGAGUGCCCGGCCGGGUCGGUAGCCCAGGGCGGGCUGUGCGCCACCUGCCACGCGUCCUGCGCCACAUGCUACGGCCCUGACCCGGAAAACUGCUUGACGUGUGCCCCAUCCAAGCCGUUGGGCAUGGAUGGCGCCUGCUUUGACGCCUGUCCGCCGGGGACCUUCCAGUCGGGCGAGGCGUGCAUGGCCUGCAACCCGGCGUGCGCGGCCUGCUCCGGGCCGGCGGCCACCGAGUGCACCUCCUGCCCGGGCAGCCGGCCGCUGAUGGACGGGGCCUGUCUCGCGGCGUGCCCCGGCGGGUGGUUUGCUGAUGGCGGGGUGUGCGUCGAGUGCGACGCGGGCUGCCGCACGUGCGACGGCCCGGCCACAUGCACCUCGUGCCCGGCCGGGCUGAUGCUCCGGCCGGACGGCUCGUGCGGGACCGCCUGCCCGGCCGGCUGGGCCGGCUGCACCGGGGCCGGCCGGUGUGAGGCGUGUCCGGAACACUGCACCGCAUGCGCGAUCAGCGACGCGGACUGCGCGCCAGUGUGCACCGUCUGCACGGGCGGCCACUUCCUGUGGGACGGGGCCUGCCACCUUUCCUGCCCCGCCGGGCAGUUCGCCGACCCGGGGAGCGCCGCCUGCCGGGCCUGCGACAGCGACUGCCGGACAUGCGCCGGGGCGGCGGAUCGGUGCACGAGCUGCACCACCGGGGUGCUGCUGGUGUCGGAGGGGGCGUGCGUGUCCUCGUGCCCGGGCCCCUCGGCGCCGGCCCAGGGCAUCUGCCUGGACUGUCCGGUGGGGUGCCUGCGGUGCGACGCGGGCGACGCGCCGGCCGAGUGCGAGGUCCAGCCCGGGGGGGCGUUGUCCUGCUCGGAGCUGCGCACCUGCGCCGAGUGUGCCGGCGGGCUGCUGCUGCUGGACGGGGCCUCGUGCGUGUCGGAGUGCCCGGCAGGGACCUUCGCCGACCAUGAAGCCGCGCCGGCGUCGUGCGUCCCCUGUCACCCGAAGUGCAAGGUCUGCAGCGGCCCCGGUGCCGAGGACUGCGUGCGGUCGCCCAAGUCGGCAUCCUCGCGCAUCGGCCUCGCGGUCGGGCUGGGGGUCGGGCUGCUGGUGCUGCUGGUGCUGCUGAUCCUGCUGGUGCUGUUCUGCGUCCGCCGGCGCGCCAAGGCCGGGCCCGGCGCCCCGAAGGAGCUGGACGCCGAGGACGCCACCAUGCUGAACACCAUCGUGGAGCUGGCCCUGCCCGGGGCCAUCCUGGUCGGUGUCGACACGGACUUCCGGCCGCUGGACGAGCAGCUGGGCGCCGGCACGCAGGCGUCGGUGUAUGCGGCGCAGGCGGUCGGGGCCGGGAUCGGGGCCCGGCUGGGCUGCCCGGACGUGGUGGCCGUGAAGAAGAUGCGGACCGAGGCCAUGGCCCCGGUGCACCACGCCUUGUUCCAGAACGAGGUGGCCCUGAUGUGGCUGCUCCGGGAACACGGCAACAUCGUCCGGCUGUACGGGUACAGCGAGCAGCCGCCGGCCAUCGUCAUGGAGCGCUACCAGACGGACCUGGCCACGCUGCUGCACUCGGAGGUCCCGCUGUCAGAGCUGCAGCUGGCGGACAUCGGCCAGCAGUGGGCCACCGGGCUGGAGGCCAUGCACGCGCACGGCAUCGCCCACUGCGACCUGAAGCCGGGCAAUGUGUUUGCCAGCCAACGGCCGGAUGGCUCCUGGCGCGCGGCCCUCGGCGACCUGGGCACCUCGCGCAAUCUGAGCGCCGACCGGUCGUCGGUCCUCGUCAACACCAUGCCCGAGCUGAAUGCCAUGACCGUGCGGUACGCCGCGCCGGAGGUGAUCGCCGCCUUCCAGCGCGGGACUCCGCUGGACGCGGGACACUUCUUCCCGGCGGACAUGUACGCCGCGGGCAUCAUGCUGCUGGAGUGCCUCACCCGGUCGACCCCCUGGCCCGGGAUGGACCUGUCGGCCAUCGUGGCCGCCGUGCAGGCCGGCCAGCGCCCUGACACCAGCACCUUCCCCGGCACCGGGCCCUUUGCCAAUGCCGGGGACCUGGUCGCGGCGACCUGGCAGGCGGACCCGGCCCGGCGGCCCGACGCCGCGGUCCUGCGCCAGCGGUGCGCCACCUUCUUCAUUGCCGCCGGCGGCCUCGGCCGGUCGUAG